Danaus plexippus (monarch butterfly) is the source of this 751-nucleotide messenger RNA. Its product is annotated as pre-rRNA-processing protein TSR2 homolog. Bases 146 to 688 code for a protein of 180 amino acids. The record is from RefSeq and is a predicted model, not a curated record. Gene Ontology annotation, cellular component: nucleus. Lineage: Eukaryota; Metazoa; Arthropoda; Insecta; Lepidoptera; Nymphalidae. The transcript has 4 exons. Gene Ontology annotation, biological process: maturation of SSU-rRNA from tricistronic rRNA transcript (SSU-rRNA, 5.8S rRNA, LSU-rRNA).
GUCGCUUACUCAGUACUCACCAAUAUUUCAUUACUAUGUAUUAACGAUACUUGUAUAGGUUAUAGGUAUUUUGAAUUUUAUAAGAAUGUGUGACGAUCGAUAAGUGUAACAAUAUUAUUAUUUGAGUGAAAAUUCAAUCGUAAAAAUGUUGUACGAUGAUUUUAAGCCCAUUGUUGAUCUUGUUUUCAACAAUUGGACUGCUUUACAGCUGGCCGUAGAGCAUGGAAUGGGCGCUCCGGGCGGCGAAAAAACAGCUCAACUGAUGUGUGUUUAUGUAGCAAGAUAUUGUGUAGAAAAUGUAGUCGACCGGGACGAUUUAACAGAACUACUAGAGGACUUAAUGGAUGAAGAAUUUGAGACAGUGUGCCACGAUAAUUCACCUAAAGAGGUAGCAUCGUUACUGGUUUUCUACCUGGGCCUUUUAAAAGAAGGACGUCAUGAAGAACUCAGAAAUCAUAUAGAAUCAAUGCCCAAAUGUCAAAAAUGGCUGAGUGAACCAAUACAUGAAUCUAUACCACCUCAAUGUCAUGGUAACCCUGAUGACGAUACCACAAGCAGCGGUGAGGACAACAGUGAUGAAGAAAGUGAAGCUGCAACAAGUGCAGCUGCAUCACAUAAUGAACCUGAACCAAUGGAUGAGGAUGUGGAACCCGGUUGGACCAUGGUCAGGAGCCGGAGGAGGAAAUAAAUUAUUAAUUAAUAUAAAAUAUGUGUAACGUUGUAACAUAAUACAGGAAAAUUUGUUAUACAA